Molecule: messenger RNA, 1960 nt
Organism: Acipenser ruthenus (sterlet)
Lineage: Eukaryota; Metazoa; Chordata; Actinopteri; Acipenseriformes; Acipenseridae
Exons: 9
Coding region: 353-1519 (388 amino acids)
Source: RefSeq, a predicted model, not a curated record
AAGAAGCCAAGUGGUGUGCAUUUAAACAACAACAGACUUAAAAGGUCACGGUAACAAUCCCUUUCUCCUUCCAGCACUAACGACAUUCAAAUUGGUAGAGGAGUGCUUGAAUUUGCAUGGCAAAUCAGUACAGGACGCUGUUUAAUUAUAUUGAAAUAUACAGACCUACAUCAGGCUUGGAUCCAAUUGGAUGUAAAACAGAUUGUGAAUGCCCACAAGAUAUCUCUUUCAAGGUAAAUGAACAAAAGCCAUCAGGACAGCUACAACACCUUCUGCCAAGUAAUUACAAAAGCAAUAUAAAGCUGGAUUGGACUCGCAAAUAUAUACAUUGCGGCAAACUUUCCGAGCCUAAAUGUAUUCUGCAUUGUUUGCUGCUGGAGUCCUGAUAGUGGGGAUUCCCUACUGUCUGUCUGUGGCUGGCCAGUGGUUACAUGGCCUGCCAAGUUUACCUGGAUACAAAAAGUAUUUGGAAGCAAUAAGUCCAAGGAGAGUCUACAACCUAACAGUGGCAUUACUAGAUCUGCUAUCAUACUUCAGGUAUACAAACUUGUACAUCCAGUGGAAGGCUUGUUAUAGAAGCCUAAACGAAGCAUCAUGUGUAAAGGACAUACAGUUUGGGAAGAAUGAAAACAGACUGGACGUUUACUUUCCCACAGCGAAGGGGUUUGAUAAGAGUGCUCGCCUGCCUGCUCUCAUAUAUGUUUUUGGAGGUGGCUGGGAGUCAGGCUCAAGGACCAUGUACUGCCUGCUGGCUCAGCAACUGGCCAAUGACUUAAAUGUCGUAGUCAUUUGCACCGACUAUUCACUUUAUCCUAAGCCCACUAUAGGGGACAUAGUCCAGCAGAUUAACAGAAGUUUGUUUCAAAUAAAGGAACCCCAGCUCCGCUCUGUUAUCAAGAAGUGCACAAUUGUAGAUAUGGUCCAGGACCUGAUUGAUUGUAUUGGAUGGACAAGAGACCAUGGGCACAGUUAUGGAAUCGACAAGGAUAAAGUGACACUGAUGGGUCACUCAUGUGGGGCCCAUCUCUGUGCACUUACUGCUAUGUAUUUGGCUGGAGAAAAUGAGGAAAUCGAGAUUGAUACCACCAAGCAGAGAGAGCUUCUAUCUUCUUUAAAGGGCAUAAUAGGUCUGAGUGGAGUGUACCACAUUAACGACCACUACAGACAUGAAACCUGGAGAGGGAUUGAAUAUGUGUCUGCAAUGUGCAGGGUCAUGAAGGGAGAAGAGAACUUUGACAGAUACUCGCCAGCGACGUAUAUCAGCACACUGACUAAAGAAAGCACUUCUAGGUUACCCCCUUUCGUUCUGCUGCAUGGGAUCAAGGAUAAAGUGGUGCCAGUGGAAUCUUCACUGCGCUUUUCCAGCGCUCUUUUGGUGGCCUCUGUGAAAGAGACGCUGCACGUGUUACCAGACGUGGAUCACACAGCUAUCGUCAUGGACCUUAUGGACAGAAAUAGAAGCAGCUACACAACACUGCAUGAACACGUACGCAAAGAACUGCAAAAUAUUUACUUCUAAUGGAUAAAGAAGCAUCUUUUUUAAUUUUGGGGUUUAAAAUUAAUUGAAAUGAGAGCUUCAAAAGAAUUCUAGGUUAAGGAAAGCUAUGUUUACAUGCCUUACUUUCAGGUAGCUUUAGGUCAUUUCCCUUUAGUGAUAUUGUCCCCACCCCUCUAACAAACUGGGUACAUCCCCCUAAUCAAUGUCAUGCUUGAAGUCAAUGACUUGCAAGUGAAAUUAUCUACUGUAAGAAGUGAAUCAGACCCUUUUAAGCCUUCACAUGUCAUUGUAAUUGGUUAUUAACAGUUUCCUUACUUCUUUACAGAAUAUGCAUACAUAAACUGCAGUAUGAAUAUGAAUACAUAAGUAAAUGUAUUUACAAUUAACUUUUCUACAAAAAUCAAUAAACAGUUAAUUGUCAAGCAAAGUUAUUUUAACCCAUUAAGUCCAAAUAAAAUUUUC